UCCUCGGUGGACAGUCUCUGUCGCUCUCAGUCCUGCAAAUUGUAUCGUUUGUUUCUUUUAUUUUUAUUUUUUCCUGGAACAAAUUCCACAGUUAAAUCACAGGAUGCCUUCGCACGCAAAUCUUCAAGGCGGAAAAGCUUUUGGCUUGCUGAAGGAGCAACAAAGGCAAAAGCUGGAAGAAAUAAAUAAGGAAUAUAUGGAAGACCAGAAGUACAGGGAUGAAGAUGACCUGCCAGAGAAACUAGAGGGCUUCAAAAACAAAUAUGCUGAGUUCGACCUGAACGACGAGGGAGAGAUCGAACUGAUGGGUCUGAAGCGGAUGAUGGAGAAACUGGGCGCUCCCAAAACCCACUUGGAGUUGAAGAAAAUGAUCAUGGAGGUGACGGGCGGCAGCAGCAACACCAUUAACUACAGAGACUUUGUCAAAAUGAUGUUGGGCAAACGCUCCGCCGUGCUCAAACUAGUUUUGAUUUUUGAAGACAAAGCCAACAGCACCCCCUGCAAGCCAGAAGGGCCCCCUCCAAAGCGGGACAUUGCCAGCUUGCCUUAGGUGUGUGGAUGAGGCUGGAGACUGCACCCCACAGGGACCAGCCAUGCUCGCAUGGGACGACUUCUGACGUGUGUGUGUGGGAGCAGAGAUCAAGGGGGGGGGGGGGGGGGGGGGGGGGGGGGGGGUUGGUUGUGACAAUGUGAUGUAUGGAAGGGAUCUGUCAUUUGGGAGUCUGAGUCCACAACUCCCUAAAUACUGUUUUGACUGUGAAAAUUGUUCAUGUUUUUGCUUUUAAAUCAACUUUUGCAGUGAUGGUUGUUCAUGUAAUCUGGUAAAUAACCUUUUUUUUGUUGUUGUCACAAGCGGGUUGUGUUUAAAGGGAUAACUACAUUCUACCUGUGGCUUUUCUGUAUUGUGAUAGUAUUGCGGGUAAACAUGGGGCUAGCAGCUUUUUUUGGGGGGGGCAGAUUCUUUCACUGUGGGCGGUAUUCUGCCUUGGAUCCUGCCGGGUCGACGCUGGGGCAGCAUGUGGCUUCAGAUCAGCUGCCAGGAACAACAGGCCGUGGCCAUUUCCUGCAGACCUCUACUGCAGAUCUGGACACGGCAGCCAAGUUAUCUUAAGCUCAUAGACCCUCUCCAGAAAGGCGUUUUGAAACAUUCACCCAUUCUAGCUGCGAUAAGAGUAGGAUUGCGUUGCCUAUAGACCUUUGAGCUUCAGCUUGUCGCCUAAUCAGCAGUAGAUCUCUAGAUCUGUGAGGUCCUAUUCACUUUGGAAGGAGUGUGAUUUUUUUUUUUUUUAAAGGCACAAAUGUAAAUAGGCUUCACUACAAAACAAUCAUAUUCUUUCCAAGUGCCUCAACAUGCAGAUACUGUAGAUCUUAAAUGCAGUCUGGAGGAGGAUUAGCCUAGCAAAUACAGAAAAACCAUUUAAUCUUAAUCAUUCGUUUACUUAUGUUUACACCAGAAAUGUUUUUGUAUAUUUUUUUUCACCAUCUAAAAUGUAUAAAUAGUUUCUCAAUUUGUCCCCCUUUGAUUAUUUUUUUGUGUGUGUGUGCAGUUUCUCUUUAAAAUUCCUUUCCAAAGUAUUUAAAUCUGUAAAAAUCUUUUGAUCUACUCCAACACUCCACUGUUUGACCAAUCACUUUUUUUGUGUGUUCUUUAUGUAAAGUGUGCCUCUGUAUUUAUCUGAAAACAUCCAUGUAUCACAUAAAAUCCUGUGUUGUUGUACACAUUACUCUGUGGGUAACAAGUGUGUCCCAUAUUUUAGUGUUCCUAUUUUACUGUACACACACCAAAGGAAUUAAAGUUCUUCUCACAAAGCCA
Molecule: messenger RNA, 1813 nt
Organism: Oryzias latipes (Japanese medaka)
Lineage: Eukaryota; Metazoa; Chordata; Actinopteri; Beloniformes; Adrianichthyidae
Gene: aif1l
Product: allograft inflammatory factor 1-like
Biological process (GO): ruffle assembly; actin filament bundle assembly
Cellular component (GO): ruffle membrane; actin filament
Molecular function (GO): calcium ion binding; actin filament binding
Source: RefSeq, a predicted model, not a curated record